GAGAAAACUCUCAGCCCCUACACACAGCAAUGGGUGGAUCGAAUAUAAUCGGGACGGGUGGCCAGUGAUCUGUUGUGUGACUGUGGGGGCCGAGGGGGAGUGUCGUUGAAGUGCGUGGACUCUUUCGUGUCUGGGAUUUCUAAGAAGAUGAAGAAGUAGCUUGGACUUGAAAAUGGCAUUGGAAGUGUGAACUGUGAUACAUACUCUUUUUUAUCGUUGAGCUUUGUGAAUCAUCCCCAUGUUUACGGGUAAACUGACUCUGAAAGUGUGCGAAGCUGUAGAUCUUAAGCCUACCGACUUUCAAACAAGACACAAUGUAGCUAUAAAACCUGGUGGUGAGCAGACUGUAAGCCUAGAUCCUUAUGUGUCAAUAGAUGUUGAUGAACAGUAUAUAAACAGAUCAACCUCAAAAUCAAAGACACUCUGUCCUAUUUGGAAUGAAUCCUUUGAGACAGAGUGUGAAAAUGCACAAAAUGUAGGGCUUACAAUUUUCCAUGAUGCUGCAAUCCCUCCUGAUGUGUUUGUGGCAAACUGCAUUAUUCCAUUUGAAGAUGUGGAAGACAAGAAGGCAGAUAUCUGGGUCAUGCUGGAGCCCCAGGGCAAAAUUCACGUUGUGGUGUCCCUUACCAAAGCCAAAGACAACGAGGAUGGCUCGCGCGCGGCGCCCAAGCGCGAGUUCAAGGAGCGCGACUAUGGCUUCCGCCUGCGCCGCGGCGCCAUGCGGCGACGCGUGCACCAGGUCAACGGCCACAAGUUCAUGGCCACGAUCCUGCGUCAGCCGGCCUUCUGCUCCCACUGCCGCGAGUUCAUCUGGGGACUGGGCAAGCAGUGCUAUCAGUGCCAGGUGUGCACGUGCGUGGUCCACAAGCGAUGCCACGAGCUGGUGGUGACGCGCUGCAUCGGCGUGCGCCAGACCUUCGACGAGGAGGGUCUGGACAAACGGUUCAGCGUGAACGUGCCGCACAGGUUCGAGGAGCACAACUACAAGCGCUUCACCUUCUGCGAUCACUGCGGCUCCCUGCUGUACGGUCUCAUCAAGCAGGGCCUGCAGUGCAGUGCGUGCAACCUCAACGUGCACAAACGAUGCCAGCGGAAUGUAGCCAACAACUGCGGCAUCAACACCAAGCAGCUGGCCGAGAUGCUCACCCGCAUGGGCGUCUCUUCCCAGAAGCUCAAUCAGCGGAAGAAGAAGACGUCGAUAUCGGUAACGAAGCAGACGAAGAACGCGGCCGGCGCGUCACCGUCGGCGCCGGCCAUCCCCGAGGGCGAGGAGGGCGGCCAGCGCUCAGCCGAGGAUGAGGAGCUCCAGCUGCGGCUCGCCUUCGAGAAGGCCAUGGACGCCAAGCAGGGCGGCACCGCGCCGCACAAACACGAGACCAAGGGCGGCCGCUCCAAUCUGAACCUGAAGGCCGAGGCACACGCCCGGCGCAUGGGCAUCGAGGAUUUCCAUUUCAUCAAGGUGCUGGGCAAGGGCAGCUUCGGCAAGGUCAUGCUGGCCGAGAAGAAGGGCUCGGACGAGAUCUACGCCGUCAAGGUGCUGAAGAAGAACGUGAUCGUGCAGGACGACGACGUCGAGUGCACAAUGACCGAGAAGCGGAUCCUGGCGCUGUCGGCCAAGCACCCCUUCCUGACGGCGCUGCAUUCCAGCUUCCAGACGAAGGACCGGCUGUUCUUCGUCAUGGAGUACGUCAACGGCGGCGAUCUGAUGUUCCAAAUCCAGCGGUCGCGCAAGUUUGACGAGCCGCGGGCGCGCUUCUACGCCGCCGAGGUGACGCUGGCGCUGCGCUUCCUGCACCGCCACGGCGUCAUCUACAGGGAUCUGAAGCUAGACAACAUCCUGCUGGACAGCGACGGCCACUGCAAAAUCGCCGACUUCGGCAUGUGCAAGGAAGGCAUCGCCAACGGCAAGACCACCAACACCUUCUGCGGCACGCCGGACUACAUCGCGCCCGAGAUCCUGCAGGAGCUCGACUACGGCGCCUCGGUCGACUGGUGGGCACUCGGCGUGCUCAUGUACGAGAUGAUGGCCGGCCAGCCGCCGUUCGAGGCCGACAACGAGGACGACCUGUUCGAGAGCAUCCUGCACGACGACGUGCUCUACCCCGUCUGGCUCAGCCGCGAGGCCGUCUCCAUACUGAAGGGGUUCAUGACCAAGAACCCGGCCAAGCGGCUGGGCUGCGUGUUGGCGCAGGGCGGCGAGGAGGCCAUCCAAGCGCACCCCUUCUUCAAGGAGAUCGACUGGGACGCGCUGGAGGCACGCCGCGUCAAGCCGCCCUUCAAACCGAAAAUAAAGGGCAAGAAGGACGCCGUCAACUUCGACGCCGAGUUCACCAAGGAGGAUCCGAAUCUGACCCCAAUCAAUGUGGACAUCAUCAAGGCGAUCAACCAGACCGAGUUCGACGGCUUCUCGUUCGUGAACGCCGACUAUGCCACGCACCGACUGUGAGCGGCGUCGCACCGAGGCGGCCGCCCUGCCGGCAGCGGCUGGCCGCCCCCCCCCCCCCCCCGUUAGUCUCCCUCUUGCCGCCUGUCUGUGUCCCUCGCUGUCUCUCCCUUUCUCUCUCUCCCUCUCUCUGUCUCUGUCUGUGCCGCUCCGAGUGCGUGUGCGUGCGUGCCGUCUGCCGACCCCGUGUUGUAGCUGUUGCUCGUGCUGCGCCCGCGGUCCGCGCUCUCACCCGCGGCCGUCCGACCCAUGACCUUGCCGUGACCGCUACAGGGUCGCUCUCUCCGGCCGCCGCCGCCCGCCCUUCUCGAGAUGAUUUGUUAUACUUUUAGAUUGUUUUUGCUACUUGGUUUUACGGAGGUUUCGUGGCGUUUUCUAGCGGCGCGCACGGCCGGCGCCGUGGCCGCGCAGUGCGGCACGCCGGGCCGCCCCGUCUGUGUCCGCGACAGGCGGCGGCCGGCGCCGCCGCUGUUGUUACUCUGGUAGAGCCGAUGCGUGAGAGCGCGUCAGUGGUCGUCGUUGUGCGUGUGCGUGUCGGGGCGGGCGGGCGCCGCCACCGCGCCGCCCUCUGGGUCGCGUCUCCCCACGGCCGAGAGGGCCGCCGUCGCGCUGGCGCCGCCCGCUCUCCCACGAGCCGUUGUCGCCACUUAUUCCGUGUUCGUAUAGACGUGUGGUUGUUGUUAGGUGUCGGGGCGGCGCGGCCCGCGCCGGGCCACCGACCGGGCGGCGCGCGGCACCCCGGCUGGAGCUCUAGCAGCCGCCGGCCGCCCCGGCCGCCGCCGCGCGCCGCGCCGCGCCCCCUCUUACUAGUCAGACGACAUGGCUUGUAGCGUGGCCAGUGGCGCAGAGGCGCCUCAGCGGGCGGCCGGGCGGCGAGCUCUGACCGCUGAUCUCGCGCCGCCGUCGCGCCGCGCUGGCCCGCGCCGCUCCCCCGCUCCACCCCCUCCGUUCAGUUCGUGCGCCAAUACCUUUUGCUAUACUAUGUAUCUACUGUAUCUCUGUUUGGCAGACCCAAACUUUAAUAAAUCUUUAAUGUGUA
Messenger RNA from Pollicipes pollicipes, 3482 nucleotides. RefSeq names its product Protein kinase C (gene Pkc98E). The transcript is spliced from 14 exons. Bases 239 to 2446 code for a protein of 735 amino acids. The record is from RefSeq and is a predicted model, not a curated record. Gene Ontology annotation, biological process: protein phosphorylation. NCBI's taxonomy places the organism in Eukaryota, Metazoa, Arthropoda, Thecostraca, Pollicipedomorpha, Pollicipedidae. Gene Ontology annotation, molecular function: diacylglycerol-dependent serine/threonine kinase activity; ATP binding.